AUGGAGUACAAGCUUAACAACCGUGUUGCCAUUCGGCAGUGCCACGACCCUAUCAAGUCACUUGGCUUGUUCGCAACCGAGCCCAUCGCCAAGGGCUCUCGAGCUCUCCAAGAGCCGGCGCUAAUAAUGCACAAUACCCGAGGCCAAGCCAUGACGGAGGCCCAGGACAUAAUCGAGUCCCUGCCCAUGGAGCAUAAGAACCUGGUCUUGAAGAUGUACGCUGGCCCGUCUGAUGUGGCCCCCCUGCUUCCCGUGGGUCAUGCACGAGACCAUAUCCAUCCCUCUUCGAAACGAGUUGAGAACAUCAUACGAUAUAAUGCCUUCGAGGGUUUCAGAACUGGAUGCAUGGUCUGCGCUGCUGGGGCCUUCAUGAAUCACUCAUGCAACCCGAACAGUUACCUCUACUGGAAUGAUCAUGCUCAGUGCGUGACGAUCCAAGCACUGCGGCCGAUUGCGCGAGACGAGGAGCUCACAUUCAACUACAUCGGCGACCAAAGUAUAUACCUCACGACGAGCAAGCAGGGUCAGCGAUUACAGGUCACCGACUACCACCGUCGUCUGCUGCCGGGGCUGGACGGCCCAGACCGCACGAUCCGGUCAGAGGAUCAUGACGAGGCCAUGGGGCUCCUAUAUGAGAUCGCCGAGCUGAUAGGAGAGGAGGGUCAGCACAACCUAGAGUUGGCACUCACGCGCGUCGAACAGGCGCAUCUACAACAGCGUCUGGGAGACUACUACGGCCAUCGGGAAAAGCUGCGCGGAGCUUUGGUCAUCCGGCAGUUAUGCCCGGGGGCUGACCACCCCAGUUGUGAUGCUUUAGUGUUGGAAAUGCACAAUUAG
Anthostomella pinea is the source of this 837-nucleotide messenger RNA. The record is from the annotation of a GenBank genome assembly. NCBI's taxonomy places the organism in Eukaryota, Fungi, Ascomycota, Sordariomycetes, Xylariales, Xylariaceae.